AUGUCGACCCUCGAGGAUCUUGAGGAUCUCGAUCGUCAGGAUCAGAACGAGAAGAAGAGAGAUGAUGGCGACAAGGACAAGGACAAGAAGAAGCCCACAGCCGAAGGUGAUGCCGACAUGAAGGAUGCCGAGGAGGACGAGGAGGACAUCCUGGACGACGAGAUCCUGAACCUCAGCACCCAGGACAUCCAGACCCGCAAACGCCUGCUCGAGAACGACUCCAGAAUCAUGCGAAGCGAACUGCAACGGUUGACGCACGAGAAGGCUACCAUGGGGGAAAAGAUCAAGGAGAACCUCGACAAGAUUGCCAACAACCGCCAAUUACCCUACCUCGUUGGUAACGUCGUCGAACUCCUCGAUCUCGACCCGACCGCCGAAUCAUCUGAGGAGGGCGCGAACAUCGAUUUGGACGCCACCCGCGUCGGCAAGUCGGCAGUUAUCAAGACCUCCACUAGACAAACCAUAUUCCUUCCAUUGAUCGGUCUGGUCGACCCUACGACCUUGAAGCCCGGCGACCUCAUCGGAGUCAACAAGGACUCCUACCUUAUUCUCGACACCCUGCCCGCCGAGUAUGACAGCAGAGUCAAGGCUAUGGAGGUUGACGAGAAGCCCACGGAGAAGUACACCGAUGUUGGUGGUCUGGACAAGCAGAUCGAGGAGCUCGUCGAGGCUAUUGUCUGGCCCAUGAAGGAGGCCGAGCGCUUCAAGAAGAUUGGCAUCAAGGCGCCGAAGGGUGCUCUGAUGUACGGCCCUCCAGGUACCGGAAAGACGCUUCUCGCCAGAGCUUGCGCAGCGCAGACCGAUGCCACCUUCCUCAAGCUCGCCGGUCCCCAACUGGUGCAAAUGUUUAUUGGUGACGGUGCUAAGCUGGUACGAGACUGCUUUGCUCUCGCCAAGGAGAAGGCCCCCGCCAUCAUCUUCAUCGACGAGUUGGAUGCCGUCGGUACGAAGCGUUUCGACAGUGAGAAGAGCGGUGACAGAGAAGUGCAGCGCACCAUGUUGGAGCUUCUGAACCAGCUGGACGGUUUUGCGUCAGACGACCGCAUCAAGGUCCUGGCCGCCACGAACAGAGUCGACGUUUUGGACCCCGCCCUGCUUCGUUCAGGUCGUCUCGACCGAAAGAUCGAGUUCCCCUUGCCGAACGAGGAGGCCCGCGCGCAGAUUCUCAAGAUCCAUUCCCGCAAGAUGAAGGUUGACCCCGCUGUCAAUUGGGGUGAAUUGGCUCGCAGCACAGACGAGUUCGGAGGUGCCAUGCUUAAGGCUGUCUGUGUGGAGGCUGGUAUGAUUGCCCUGCGUAUGGGCAAGAACAAGAUUAGCCACGAGCACUACGUGGAUGCCAUUGCCGAGGUGCAGGCCAAGAAGAAGGACACGGUCAACUUCUACGCUUAA
Colletotrichum siamense is the source of this 1389-nucleotide messenger RNA. It is a transcript of the gene RPT5, whose product is annotated as 26S proteasome regulatory subunit 6A. The record is from RefSeq and is a predicted model, not a curated record. Gene Ontology annotation, cellular component: proteasome regulatory particle, base subcomplex. The transcript is spliced from 4 exons. The coding region runs from base 1 to 1389 and encodes 462 amino acids. Gene Ontology annotation, biological process: proteasome-mediated ubiquitin-dependent protein catabolic process. Lineage: Eukaryota; Fungi; Ascomycota; Sordariomycetes; Glomerellales; Glomerellaceae. Gene Ontology annotation, molecular function: ATP binding; ATP hydrolysis activity; proteasome-activating activity.